Molecule: messenger RNA, 1114 nt
Organism: Oncorhynchus tshawytscha (Chinook salmon)
Lineage: Eukaryota; Metazoa; Chordata; Actinopteri; Salmoniformes; Salmonidae
Product: trypsin-like
Exons: 5
Coding region: 267-1064 (265 amino acids)
Biological process (GO): proteolysis
Molecular function (GO): serine-type endopeptidase activity
Source: RefSeq, a predicted model, not a curated record
CUCUCUCUUUUGCUCUCUCUCUCUCUCUCUCUCUCGCUUUUGUUUUCUCUCUCUCUCUCUCCAUCCUAUAUCGUUGUAUCUGGACAGUGUGGCCAUGAUGAGUGAAAUCGGAACUUUCAGAAAUCUGAGGAUCCCUGCUCAUCGCUGUCUGAUGAGAUGUCCUUCUUCCUGUUAUAGAGAGAGAGAGGAGAGAGGAUAUAGAAGUGUUAUUCCAGUCCAGCACUGCAUCACACUGCUCAGCCUGCACUCCACUCUCUCCUCUCAUCAUGAACCUGCUAGUAGUCUGUCUGUGCUAUGCCGUUUUGGAGCUCUUGGCAGUCAAUUGUCAGGAGGUCAUACAGGACCGUAUAGUCGGAGGUUACGCUCCAGCACCCAAUUCCAUCAAAUACAUUGUGUCCUUACAGACCACCAAGGGACAGCACUUCUGUGGCGGAUCGCUAGUGCACAAGUACUGGGUGCUCACAGCCGCUCACUGUAACAUAGGGACAGAUCAGAUGAUGAUUGUGGCAGGGGACUACUCUCUGAGUAUGUUCGAGGGAACGGAGCAGUAUUCCAAACCUCACAGAAUUAUCCCCCAUCCUCUGUACAACAAGACCACCAACAAUGCUGACAUCAUGCUCAUCAAGCUGAGGGUUCCCAUGGUGAUGGGUAGCUAUGUGUCCCUGGCACCCCUCCCUCGGCAGGGUACAGGGGUUAUGGCGGGGCGUGUGUGUCGUGUGUCGGGGUGGGGGUACACCUCUCUGGGAGGGGGUCAGAUCCCCUCCACCCUGCGGACUGUCAAGCUGCCCAUCGUGUCAUCGGCCAGGUGCAACAGCAGCGAGUCUUUCAAUGGGAACAUCACCUCCAACAUGAUCUGUGCCGGAUACAAUGCUGGGGGCAAGGACGCAUGCAAGGGAGAUUCCGGCGGGCCGCUGGUGUGCGAGGGGCGUGUCUACGGUGUGGUAUCAUGGGGAAACGGCUGCGGAGAUGCCAAGUUUCCGGGCGUUUACACAGCGGUGUCCAAGUUCCGGCGGUGGGUCGACAGAACCAUCUACAGCUCCUACACACGCUGUCUGAAGUAUUAAAGAGAAGUAGAGUGGGGGAGGGAGAGAGGGAAAGAGGGGGAGAGGUAGAG